Messenger RNA from Penicillium bovifimosum, 1368 nucleotides. RefSeq lists its product as uncharacterized. Gene Ontology annotation, cellular component: vacuolar membrane. The coding region runs from base 1 to 1368 and encodes 455 amino acids. The record is from RefSeq and is a predicted model, not a curated record. Gene Ontology annotation, molecular function: amino acid transmembrane transporter activity. Lineage: Eukaryota; Fungi; Ascomycota; Eurotiomycetes; Eurotiales; Aspergillaceae. Gene Ontology annotation, biological process: amino acid transmembrane transport. The transcript has 8 exons.
AUGAGUCUUCCCAACGAACCGCGUCCUAUUCAGGAGUAUGAACCACACAGCGACUCAACAGACAUGGAGAAAAAGGAAUACCCCGUAGACCACACGGAUGACCCCUUUGGGAAUGAAGAUUCCGGGGAAGUCAAGUAUCGUAUCAUGCCCUGGUGGCAAGCUGGAACGCUGAUGGUCGCGGAAAAUAUUUCCCUCGGUAUUCUGUCCCUUCCAUCAGCAGUGGCAACCCUUGGAAUUGUCCCCGCAUUCAUUAUUAUUAUGGGCCUUUCCGGUAUCUCAUGGUAUACUGGAUACGUAAUGGGCCAAUUCAAGCAGCGUUACCCUCAAGUCCACAGCAUGGGUGAUGCUGGAGAGCUGCUUUUAGGUCCCAUCGGACGCGAAAUCUGCUUCGUCGGCCAGCUGCUGUUUAUCAUCUUCCUGAUGGCCAGUCACAUUCUUACCUUCUCGGUGCUGUUCAACACCAUCACGAACCAUGGCACCUGCACCAUUGUGUUUGGAGUCGUUGGCUUGAUCGUCAGCUGCAUCGCAGCCCUCCCACGGACGUCAGAGAAAGUCUACUGGAUGUCCAUCAUCUCCGCUCUCAGCAUCACCAUCGCUACCGUCGUCACCAUGGUCGCCAUUGGUGUCCAGGCCCCCGAUAACGUUCAGAAUGAUAUCACGACCAGCCCGACCUUCCAGGAGGCUUUCCUAGCAGUCACCAACAUCGUCUUCGCGUUCGUUGCCCACGUUUCUUUCUUCGGUAUCAUGUCGGAGAUGCAGGACCCUCGCGAUUUCCCCAAGUCCCUCGCUAUGCUCCAGAUUGUCGAUACCACUAUGUACGUCGUGACCGCCAUGGUCAUCUACUGCUAUGCCGGCCCUGAUGUUGCCUCACCGGCUCUCUCCUCGGCUGGACCUGUCAUGAAGAAAGUUGCGUACGGUUUGGCUAUCCCAACAGUUAUCAUCGCCGGUGUCAUUUUCGGCCAUGUCGCAUGCAAGUAUAUCUACGUGCGCAUCUUCCGCGGUGAUCGCUCCCACCACAUGCACCAGAAGACCUUCUUGGCUACGGGCACAUGGGUCGCAAUUGGUCUCACCACUUGGACUGUUGCCUGGGUUAUUGCAGAGUCUAUUCCCGUGUUCAAUGAGUUGUUGAGUUUGAUUAGUUCCCUAUUUGGAAGUUGGUUCAGCUAUGGUCUUCCUGCCAUUUUCUGGCUCGUGAUGAACAAGGGUGUGUGGUUCUCGACACCUCGCAAGAUCGCCUUGACGAUUCUCAACUUUGUGAUUCUCGGAAUUGCUUGCGCUAUCUGUGGAUUGGGACUUUACGUCUCGGGCUUGGCUAUCAACAAGAGCUCGCAAAAGGCUAGCUGGACUUGUGCCAACAACGCCACCUAA